AUCUUUUCAUUUUGAGACCAUUUCCUGUAAAAUAAAAACUUCCUCUUUAAGAUAAAAUAAGAUGCAGCUACACACUCGCAAACCGUUCAUAUUCAGUACACAAGGAGCAGAGAGCACAAUACAAGCAGAGUGACAAAACUGAAACAAGAUAAAUUCAUGGAGACUGUCAUACUGACCUUUGUGCUUUGCCUCAUGGCCCCUACGGCUUCGGCAGAGAGCCAACCAAUUGAAUUAAGCAUAAUGAGCCAAACCAUUGACGAUAUGUUCGCGGGCUGCAACGAGAAGAUGGCUACCAAAGUCCAAGAAGUUUACUUCCCUAGAGAGAUCCAGAACUCUCCAUUUCAAAAUGCCUGGAAUCUGGCCGAACCGUGCGCUGAAACCAACUUAGACAAGCUCCCAGCUGAACACAAGGAGCUAACAAAAGAAAAUCUGCAAGCGAUAUGCGCCUACACCGAUGCUUCAACAAAACUGUACUCACAACUCAAUAGAGAACUCAGAAACGGAGCCACGAUGUACGAUACUCCCGCAUUUCAGUACCACACUUUGUACUUCUGGCUAACUUCUGCUUUACAGAUUCUUCAGAGAGCCUGUGAAACAACAUACAGAAGAACCCGUAGUGUUUAUGAUGGAAAAAUCGGCACCACAAUUCGUUUUGGUUACUUUGCGUCAACUUCGCGCAACCCAAACGUGGUAGAAUAUGGCGAAGAGAGCUGUUUUCAUAUUAAAACCUGCUACGGCGCGUACAUUGGUGACUACUCGGUGGUGCCAAGUGAGGAGGAAGUGCUGGUGCCCACCUACGAGAAGUUUCGAAUCGUCGAUAUUGUGUCAGACUCCUAUGGGGAGCUAAAGUGUAAAAAGAUAUUUGUACUGGAGAGUGAAGGGUACAGCACUAAUCUCAACUGUAAUCAGGGACGGACUGGCAGUCUGUGCCAAUGGCCGUUCUAACAGCAGAGGGUGCCUAACAGAAUAAUUUGCCCAUUUGUCAAGCAUAAAUUGCAUUGGCCUAAAUGGUUGGAUGCAUAGACUGUAUAUAUAUCUAAAUGGAUGUAGCUAAUAUUGGAAUAUUGUGGCUCUCUCUCUGUAACUGCUGCUGUGAGCCUUUUCAUUUUGGUCUUAAAAUGUUCAUCUUAACCUGCUCUACAUGAUCCUGGUGUUUUUUUCUCGCUAUUUAGUCUGUCAAAAAGUCCUAUUCAUAUAAUAUUGAGCGUGGCUUCAGAUUCGCUCCUGUAACCGUGAGCAUCGCAAGCUUCAUCUGAGUGGAACUGAACGCUGUGGGUGACGUCACACUCGCUUAGCUGACUUCUUUAUACAGUCUGUGUUUGGAUGGUCAUUGAGCCAUUUGGGAAUUGUCACAAAUUGAACAAACAACUGUGAAAGUAUUUUUGUGAGACUGCCUUCCUCAUAUUAUAUAGCAUAUGAAAAAUGUGAAAUUAUUAAUGUUUAAAUUUACUGACAGAUUUAAUUUAUAAUGUUGUUACCUCAUCAAAAAUAAACCUGGAGUUGUGUUUUGUUUUAUUCACA
Molecule: messenger RNA, 1521 nt
Organism: Boleophthalmus pectinirostris (great blue-spotted mudskipper)
Lineage: Eukaryota; Metazoa; Chordata; Actinopteri; Gobiiformes; Gobiidae
Product: NAD(P)(+)--arginine ADP-ribosyltransferase 1-like
Exons: 3
Coding region: 157-945 (262 amino acids)
Molecular function (GO): NAD+ poly-ADP-ribosyltransferase activity; NAD+-protein-arginine ADP-ribosyltransferase activity
Source: RefSeq, a predicted model, not a curated record